Petromyzon marinus (sea lamprey) is the source of this 6724-nucleotide messenger RNA. Its product is annotated as mitogen-activated protein kinase kinase kinase 15-like. The record is from RefSeq and is a predicted model, not a curated record. Gene Ontology annotation, molecular function: MAP kinase kinase kinase activity; ATP binding. Gene Ontology annotation, biological process: MAPK cascade; protein phosphorylation; cellular response to stress. NCBI's taxonomy places the organism in Eukaryota, Metazoa, Chordata, Hyperoartia, Petromyzontiformes, Petromyzontidae.
GCACACCAAAUGUUUGUGUGUGUGGGUGGGGGGGUCACGAAGCGUCGCACCAAUCGCUCGCUUCGCCCGGCCGUCAAAUCGCAUCCGCAUUGAGCAACGCGAAAGUUGUUCCACACCCCUCUCUCUCAUCAUCCCUCCUGCUCCUCCUCCUCCUUCUUCCUCGGCGAUGUACAUUUGUGUAAAUGCAGCGAACCCACCCACAAGCAACGUUCAAAUGCAGUGAGCGCGCUGCGCCGUUUUGUCAGCGUUUGAAUUCGGUUGUAGUUCUGCAUUGUCCACGUCGGUGUGCGUUGUUGUUGUUGAAAGUGACCGUCCAGGGUAGAGAGGCAUGCAAUGGGGCACGAGUUAACCGUAAAUAUUUUGGGACGCCGAGGAGGAAUGUCGAUGGGGAGGAGGAUGACGGUGGUGGUGGUGGCGGCGAUGGCACUGAUUAUGAGAAUGGCUCUCGUCCUUUGAACUUUCUGCUUUGCGUUUGCCGUCAAAUCCCGAGGUGGGUGUUAAGCAACGUUCGACUCAACACAAGCGUCGUCUUCCACCGUCGACAUUGCACACCAGAUCGUCGCUCCUUCGUCCGCUGUGCACGAGGCGAGCUUUGUGAUCCUGGGCCCCCAAGUUGCGCCUCUGGCCACGUGUGGUCGUCACCUGUGCACGCUACUGUAAAGACGCGUCGCUCGUGACUGCUGCGAGCGAGUUGAAGCUCUCUCUCUCUCUGUCUCUCUCUGCUUUUGUUUAAAACAAAAACAACUGGUGGUGGUGGAGGAGGAAGAAGAAGAGAGGAAUCGGGGAACAUCUCCGUCGACGAAGUUGAAGCAACAGGCGACUCGUGAGCUCGUUUAGCCGCUCGAGGGAGGUAGAGACGCAGCCUUGCAACUGCGAGCUCCCGGGCCCCUGAGGUCGGAAGGUAACUCCAUCACCACAACAACCACAACAACAACCACAACAGCAACAACAACCACAACAACAACCACCACAGCAACAACAACCACAACAACAACCACCACCACAGCAGGACGCGUCUGCUCGUUCCCGAGGGAGCUUCUCAAAGCCGCCUUGUGCAAGAGGGUUACUGUACCCAUUCUAGCACUGCAACAACAACAACAACCACUGCAACAACAACUGCAACAACAACCACUGCAACAACAACCACUGCAACAACAACCACUGCAACAACAACCACAACAACAACUACUGCAACAACAACGGAACAGCGGCUGCUUCGUCGUCAAAACGUCGGCACGACGCGCGAUGGACGACGCCGAAGAGUCGCUCGCGAGGCGCCCCUCGGGCCCUUCACGGCCGAGCCGGCAGCUGCGGGUGGCCUACGUGGACACGGCCCCCUCGGCAGUGGCCGCCUCGCUCCUGUCGGCCGCGGACUACGCGGGCACGGCCGACCGGAGGGAGUCGGCCACCUCGGGCGAGGGGGCCGCGGGUUUGACUCCUGGCGCGGGCGCUGCGAGCGGAGAGGCGGCGGCGGCGGGGCUGCUGUGCCUGGUGGCGGCCUGCGAGGCGAUCGGCGGGUGGCUGGAGGCCGUCCCCUUCGGGAGCCUCGACUUCGGGGAGGCGGCCGUGCUGGACGCCUUCUACAACGCAGAUGUGGCCGUGGUGGAAAUGAGUGACUUCUUCCACCAGCCCUCGCUGCUCUACCACCUGGGAGUCCGCGAGAGCUUCGACAUGACCAACAACAUCGUUCUGUACAGCGGCUCCGACCCCGACACUCUCAAGGCGUCGUGCGGGAACUGCACGUUCGUGCCGUACUCGGCGGCGACGGCGCACGGCGUGGCGGUGACGCCGGUGCUGGGCGACCAGGAGGGGGGCGCCCUGCGUCGCACCUCGCUCGCCCUGCACCACCUCAACUGGGACCCGGGCCUCGGGGCGCUGUGCGUGCCGCUCGCAGACCGCCUCCAGCAGAUCCUGCAGGACGUGCAGGUCACCAGCAGCGUCCUCUGCAAGGACGCGAUCCUGGGUGACAUCCGCCGGGCCCGCGGCAAGUACCAGGGGGAGGAGCUGGCACGGGAGCUGGCGCACAUCCGCUCGCGCCUCGACACCACCGAGUUGCUGAGCCCCGACAUCGUCAUCAACCUGCUGCUCUCCUACCGCGACCUGCAGGACUACGACUCGAUGGUGAAGCUGGUGGAGACCCUGGACGCUCUGCCCACCUGCGACCUGGCCAACCAGAACAACAUCAAGUUCCACUACGCGUUCGCCCUCAACAGACGCGGGAGCGUGGGCGACCGCGGGAAAGCGCUGUCGGUGAUGCGUCAGGUGGUGGAGGGCUGUGAGCAGCCCCCCUCCGACAUGCUGUGCCUCUGCGGUCGCAUCUACAAGGACAAGUUCAUGGACUCGGGCUGCAGCGACACGGAGAGCCGCGACAGCGCCCUCGAGUGGUAUCGGAAGGCGUUUGACGUGGAGCCGAGCCUCUACUCCGGGAUUCAUUUGGCGUCUCUGCUCAUCGCGUCCGGACAAGACUUUGAGGGCUCCCCGGAGCUACGCAAGAUAGGCAUGAAGCUGAACUCGCUGCUGGGCCGCAAGGGCAGCCUGGAGAAGCUGUCCAGCUACUGGGACGUGGGCCUCUUCAUGGCCGUGAGCCUCCUGGCCGGAGAUCACGCCAAGGCCACGCAGGCGGCCGAGAAGCUCUACCGCCUGCACCCCCCGCCCUGGUACGUGCGCUCCGUGGUGCAGAACGGACAGCUGAUCCUGCAGCACAUGCUGAGGGGCGUGGGUACCAAGGCGGUGGCCCUGCAGAGCCGCCUCGACUUCUGGAUCGAGUUCAUGAACACGGCCGGAUCGCUGGGCCAGAGCAGCACCCUGCGCUUCCCGGUGCUGAUCUUUGAGAGCUCCAAGGUGUACCAGCCGUCGUACGUGUCUGUGAACGGUGAAGCGGAAGAGAAGUCCUUCUCCCUCUGGCACGUUGAGCCCCGCGACCUGAAGAAAAUUCACGAGUGGAACUUCAAAGCCGCUGACAUCCGCGGUGUUAGCAUCUCCAAGUGCGACGAGCGCUGCUGCUUCCUCUACGUCUCCGGCAACUCGGACGACUUCCAAAUUUGCUUCUCGUCCGAGUCGCAAGCCAAGAGGUUCCACGAUCUGGCCAAGGCGGUGAUGGAAGAGCGCGGCUUGGAGCUGGAGGCCGAGGUGGACUGCGGCGUGCUGGAGUGGGACUACGACUACAAUGAGAACGAAGAGAAGGUGGUGCUGGGCCGGGGCACGUUCGGGACGGUGUACGCCGGCCGGGACCUCAGCAACCAGGUCCGCAUCGCCAUCAAGGAGGUCCCUGAGAAGGACCACCGCUACUCGCAGCCGCUGCACGAGGAGAUCGCUCUGCACAAGCACCUGAAGCACCGCAACAUCGUGCGGUACCUCGGCUCGGUCAGCGAAGGGGGCUUCUUCAAAAUCUUCAUGGAGCAGGUUCCCGGAGGAAGCCUCUCUGCUCUGCUGCGGUCCAAGUGGGGACCCCUGAAGGACAACGAGACCACCAUCGCCUUCUACACCAAGCAGAUCCUUGAGGGCCUCCAGUACCUUCACGAGAACCAGAUCGUGCACAGGGACAUCAAGGGGGACAAUGUCCUCAUCAACACGUACAGCGGAGUGCUCAAGAUAUCGGACUUUGGUACCAGCAAGAGGCUGGCAGGGCUCAAUCCAUCGACAGAGACGUUCACAGGAACCCUGCAGUACAUGGCUCCGGAGAUCAUCGACAGGGGCCCACGUGGUUACGGCAAACCCGCCGACAUCUGGUCCCUGGGCUGUACCAUCAUCGAGAUGGCCACGGGGAAACCCCCGUUCUACGAGCUGGGAGAGCCCCAGGCAGCUAUGUUCAAGGUUGGGAUGUUCAAGAUCCAUCCGGAGAUCCCCGAGUCGAUGUCAGAAGACGCCCGCGCCUUCAUCCUGCGCUGCUUCCAGCCGGAGCCGGACUCUCGCGCCGCGGCCGACGAGCUGCUCGCCGACGCGUUCCUUCGCUCGCCGGCGGGGGGUGGUGGGAGGGCGCGCAGGAGCAAGGGGCAGAGUCGCCAGGGGCCAGACUACGGCCGCAGCGUGUCGGUGCCUGUGGCGAUCCACGUGGACACGAGCAGCACGGGCAGUGAGAGGGGCUCCUCCUCGUCCGAGUCGGAGUCGCGCACCGACCCCCUGGUGGGCCCGCGGCGCCUCAACAACAACAACAACAACCCUCGGGCUCGCAGCCCGCUCUUCCUGGGACUCCCCGAGGAUUCGUCGCCGUCGUACGACCACAGCGCGCCCCCCUCCCCCGAGGAGCGCGACCCGGGCCUCUUCCUGCUGCGCAAGGACAGCGAGCGGCGGGCGACGCUGCACCGCAUCCUCACCGCCGAGCAGGAGCUCGUGGCGGCCAACCUGCGGGACAUCCUCGUCGCGCAGGGCGCGGAGGAGCCGCGGCUGACGGCGCAGCACGUGUCCCAGCUGAUGGCGUGCCUGCGCGAGUACAUGCGCUCGCCCGACCGCAAGGCCGUGGCGAGCGCCAUCUCGGCGCUCAAGCUGGAGCUGGACUUUGACAGCGUCGCCAUCAACCAGCUGCAGGUGGUGCUGUUCGGCUUCCAGGACGCGGUAAACCGCGUGCUGAAAACCCACAACAUCAAGCCCCACUGGAUGUUUGCCCUGGACAGCCUCAUUCGGAGAGCAGUACAAGUAGCAAUCACCACCCUCAUACCAGAACUUCAGUCGCACUUCGGCCCGGUGGCCGAGGACGAGCGGGAACUCCGCGGCAAGCCCGGCCGCGCCGGCACCGCCGCCGACGGAGAGGUGGACGACGAGGACGACGAGGACGAGGACGAGGACGACGACCGCGGCGGCGGCGGCGUCGGGAGAGGGCGGCGCGUCGAGAACGGCGAGGGGGGCGGCGGCAGUCACCACGGAAUCCAGCUGCUGCUGCCGCCCCCCGCCGCCGACGAAGGUCACGUGACCUCGGGCGUGAGCACCCUGAGCUCCACGCUGUCCCACGAUGCUUUGCGGCAGAGCCAGGUGCUGAGUGUGCAGCUGGGACGGCUCAAGAUUGAGAACAGCAGGUUGCUGGAGGAGCUCAUCGACAAGGAGCGCGAGUACCAGACGCUGCUGCAGCUCUCCAUCCAGCAGAGGUCCACCGACAUCGAGAUGCUCCGUACGACCAGCAAGCCAAUCGACAUCCCAAACGAGCGGCCACGUUAUUACGUGACCAAUUACGGCCAAUCAGAAGACCCGGAGCUGGUCAGCUGGCUCAGGGAUCAGGGUGUCUCCCAAAGUGCCAUCGAUAAGUUUGUAGAGGAAGAUUACUCACUGCAGGACAUUUUGGGCUUUGUGAGCAGAGAGGAUCUCAAAGCUCUCCAGUUAAGAGGUGGAACCCUGUGCCGAAUAUGGACCGCUAUCCUGGAGCACAGACAGACCAAGCACGCCAAGUGAAGUCCGCAUGGCACAUCACGAAACGUCUUGUGCAAGUAACUUGCCAAACUUUAAGACACGCCUCUCCGUCUCGAGGCCAAUGAAAUGGUAAAAAAAAAAUACGACUUCUUAAAGUAAUCGUCAUCUGUUUCUCUCUCUUGGGGACUCACAAGCCGCCGUUUUCCACGGGCGCAUCAAAGCCUGAGCCAGAAGAGGACCGUCGUGGUACAGGUGUUUGUUUUUUCCCACUCGCCGUUUGGCGUGCCAAGCCAGAACCAAGCCGCGGAUGCGCGGGCCUCACGGAAAGACACCAGGGGUCCGACUCGGCCUUAAUUGUGUCGCUCGUGCCCUGUGUAGACGUCACUAUCGGGGGGAGAGACAAACGUGGUCAGGUGUUCAGUACAGUACUGGUCACGUCGCUCCCGUGCCAUGCCUACACGUGUCCGUGCGUGCGUGCCCCGCAACACAAAGAACUAAGCAGCCAAUCACACGUGCCAAAUGUGUCGCCUGCUCACCCGAUUGGUUAGCUCCGACAGGCGGAGGGGGGGGGCUUAUCGAGCAAAUACGUCUUAGACCAAGGGCACAUCCGCGAUUGUUUCGCGUGGAUUUUUCUCCGGGUUUUUCCCUUCCACAUUUAAGAAUCAACAUCGCGGCGUCGAGAGUAUUCGGCUGCUACUGCUGCUGCGGCUAUACAUUUCCACGUGGAUGAUAAGCCACUCCGUUGAGCUCUCCUUCGCGACGGCAAUGUCGCUUUGGAAUAAAGAUCCACGUAGCAGCUCAGUGGGGGGCUUUUACUUUGUUUAAAAAAAUAUAUAGUUUAGUUUGGUUUCCUCGCGGGUGGGUACUGCACUACCGGAGGGGUGCUCUGUGGGUAACGUCUGCCGCACGGGCCCACCGGGUGACGAAAACUGUUUGAGAAAAUGAGCACCCACAGGUUCCUGUGGUGCUGGAUUUUGCCAUCGCUGUUUGUAUGGUGGUUGCUCUCGUUGCUGUGCUUUUUGUUUUCAUAGUAGAGGUUAGAGCGCGUGAAUCUAAACGUGUCCAUUAUGAACGUUUUUGGGUUAGAUCGCUAUAAGUAUGAAUGUGUCGUAACCCUCCACCACGCGACGCAGCCAGUAAGGUUUGUCACGUAAACAAAACGCCCACCGGUGUAUUGUAGAGUAAAUCCACGACAUUUACAUUUCGAGUAAGACGUUUCGCUCAUAAUUACAUCCAGCAUCAUCGGGCGAUUUGCCAGAAUAGUGAAGCAAUCCACGAGUUUGCGGUCUUUAAUAGAGCAAUGUCACGUCAUCAAUGAUCCAAUCAGGUGCGGAGAGCAGGCGGGGGGGGGGGGGGGUGUAAUUAUAUAACAAUAGAUUGUUCUUUU